GGGUCGCGGGCUCUGAGCGGCCCCUGCCCGAUGGCAGCAGUAGUUCUAGGGGGCGACACCAUGGGUCCUGAACAUAUCUUCCCCAAUCAGACUGAGGAAGUGGGGCCACAUCAGGGCCCCACGGAAGGCACUGGGGAUUGGAGCAGUGAGGAACCAGAGGACGAACAAGAGGAAACAGGGGCAGGACCAGCUGGCUACUCCUACCAGCCUCUGAACCAAGAUCCUGAACAAGAGGAGGUGGAACUGGCACCAGUGGGGGAUGGAGAAGAUGUAGUUACUGAUAUCCAGGAUCGGAUCCAGGCCCUGGGGCUUCAUUUGCCGGACCCACCACUAGAAAGUGAGGACGAAGAUGAGCAGGGAGCUAUAGCAUUGAACAACCACAGCUCUAUUCCCAUGGACCCAGAACAUGUAGAGCUGGUAAAAAGGACAAUGGCUGGCAUAAGCCUGCCUGCGCCAGGGGUUCCUGCCUGGGCUCGUGAGAUAUCAGAUGCCCAGUGGGAAGACGUGGUACAAAAGGCCCUCCAAGCCCGGCAGGCCUCCCCUGCCUGGAAGUGACUACCCUGAGAGCUGCCCUAACUCCCUGCAUUCCAGGCCAGAACCUGCACAGGACUAAACAUAUCCUGGUUGUCACAUACAUCUCCAUCCUCCCCAGCUCCCCUCCACAUCAAGGCAAAUCAGACUUCUUCUCAGAGACCCACACAAGGG
This is a messenger RNA of Bubalus bubalis (water buffalo), 705 nucleotides long. Its product is annotated as male-enhanced antigen 1. Gene Ontology annotation, biological process: spermatogenesis. The coding region runs from base 31 to 555 and encodes 174 amino acids. The record is from RefSeq and is a predicted model, not a curated record. The transcript has a single exon. Lineage: Eukaryota; Metazoa; Chordata; Mammalia; Artiodactyla; Bovidae.